Drechmeria coniospora is the source of this 1104-nucleotide messenger RNA. RefSeq names its product putative mitochondrial protein. Bases 1 to 1104 code for a protein of 367 amino acids. The record is from RefSeq and is a predicted model, not a curated record. The transcript has 2 exons. NCBI's taxonomy places the organism in Eukaryota, Fungi, Ascomycota, Sordariomycetes, Hypocreales, Ophiocordycipitaceae.
AUGCGAGGCAGGGACUCGACAGCGGCGGACCAGUCAUACCUUUCGCCGGCGCCACCAACGAGGCCAAGAGCACCAAGAGGAGGCACCAGCAAGCAGCAGCCGCAGCAACAGGUGGAGAGGAUGGCAAGGCUGCCGGCAUCGCUCAUGGCCCUCGUCAAUGCUCCCUUUGCCCGUGCUGGGCCGGUGGCGGCGCCUCGGGCCAUGGCCGACGUGUAUCGGGCCGUGGCCGACGAAGCGUCCCGGAGCAGGCUGGGGGCGGAACCGUGGCUCGCCAUAUCGGCGGCUGAUGAGAAAGCAAAUUCGCAAACGCAGGCAGCGGCGACCUUUACCCUCAACUCCCCCGACGCCCUCGCCGUGCUCUUCGAUGUCGCAACGUCCGACGGGAAUCGCCGUCUGGCCGGGGACCGUCGUCGGCAGCGGGAACCGGGGCCAGAGCAGGCCCGGCCGCAAGAGCGGGCGCGGUCGCGGGAGCGGAAACAAGCGCAUCAUCAAGCCCAGGGGCAGCUCCCGACGGCCGAGCUGAUGCGUGAAGUCGGCCUCAAGUGCAUCAGCUUCAACGGCAUCCCCCGGACCAUCAACUGCCUGAACGCGUUCCACGCCCACCUGCCCACCGAUGUGGCCGCCCAACUCGGCACGCGCCCGUCGCGCCAGCCAACCGAGGAGAACCUCGAUGCCGUCGCCGCCCGCGGUCGCCACCUGUGGGACUCCAUCUACGCGCCCUUCCAGGACAAGCUGCUGGCCAAGCUGGCCCUCGCCCACCCGGACCUGCCGGUGCACAUCCUUCACAGCCACUACGGCCCGCUGCUGAGCGAUCCGCCUGCCUCGGACGGAGCCUCCUCUUCGCACCUCGGGCGGGUGCUCACGAGCAUCGUCGCCAUUGCCUGCUUGCGCGCCCAGACGGGCGUCGGACCUCAGGUGCUGUCGCACCUUUUCGGCCUGCGCAAGGCGUGGGAGGAUGGCACGUGGAAGGACGGCCCGGCCCUGGACGAGGAGGCCGUGCGGUGGCUCGCGGGAGACAAAGGCAACGAGUGGAUUCUCAGGAGCGUCGACCGCAUCGUCGACGCCCUCGCGGGCGGCAACUCGGCCGCAUCACCCAAACUGUGA